This is a messenger RNA of Cooperia oncophora, 393 nucleotides long. NCBI's taxonomy places the organism in Eukaryota, Metazoa, Nematoda, Chromadorea, Rhabditida, Trichostrongylidae. The record is from the annotation of a GenBank genome assembly.
GCUCUUAUUCACCUACGAGUGACAGUUGAACAGAAAAGAGCAGCAUAUGAACAGGAAGGCUAUCGUCGAAGGAAUUCGCCAGUGUUUUGGAUAUUAACGAUUCCUGAGAUCGGUGAUUACGCUCAGCACUUCAAAAUAUUCAACAUGAUCAUUCGCACCCUUUUCACUACGCAUCAGUUUUAUCGGGUACUGGACUGGGCAGCCGAGGUUGAUCUUCACAAAACGACCGAUAAGCGAAAAAGUCCUUACACGAAAAUUGCCGUCGAGACGAGGCUUGUGCAGCUGUUUGAUUUAUGUCGAGAAAAGUUGGACCUCUCGUACUAUCGAUACAAGGACCAGAAAAUUAAGGAACGAAAGGUUUCAUAUGAAAAACAGGACUACGACGAGGGCUAG